Botrytis cinerea B05.10 is the source of this 4270-nucleotide messenger RNA. It is a transcript of the gene Bclys2, whose product is annotated as Bclys2. Bases 578 to 4075 code for a protein of 1165 amino acids. Gene Ontology annotation, biological process: L-lysine biosynthetic process. The transcript has a single exon. The record is from RefSeq and is a predicted model, not a curated record. Gene Ontology annotation, molecular function: phosphopantetheine binding; L-aminoadipate-semialdehyde dehydrogenase [NAD(P)+] activity. NCBI's taxonomy places the organism in Eukaryota, Fungi, Ascomycota, Leotiomycetes, Helotiales, Sclerotiniaceae.
GAUGGUAUCUCCAAUCGCCACGUGAUGGUCCGAUGACGGAAUCCGAUGUCCUCCAUUUCUUUCCUUGGCUGAUCUUCGGCUGAACCUUUCUGCGUGGGAGCUGUGGCAGAAAAUUGAUGGACGCAUGUAUGUAUGACUCCCAACGCUCUGCUCCAUACAAUUGAAUUUUUUUUAUAAAAGCCGAAGAAGAUCUCGAGAUAUCUCCCUUCGUCUUCCCUUCCCAUUUCUCUUCUUUCUUUUCUUCCAAGCCAAUUCCAAAUCUCAUCCCUGGACCUGUAAAUAUAUCCUCCCACUUCCCGGAUACAUCGUUUGAUUUACUCGUCUUCAAACGCAUCAGUGAUUCGUACUCCCAACAGUAUCACGGAAACCUCUCAACGCUUGUCCCGACUCCCUCAAGCAUACGUUGAUUCAAACAUACAAAAUUCGAGCAUAGAAACACAUAAACGGUACUUGGAGCCUGUUUUGAUUUGAAGUAGGUAGUUGAAAUCCUUCUCAUAUCUAAACAGUUCAAGCAUCUUUAAAAUCUUGCUCAAUUUUUACCCCUCCAAACCCCACCAUCCAACAAAGCCUCACAAACAUGGCAUCAACAAACUUCGAAUUACCAGAUCCAACAUCAGACCUUCAUUGGUCUGCGUUCCGUGGCGCUAUCCAGGACAUCUUCACUGCAAAUGCGGAAGCUCAUCCCGAUAGACUUUGUGUUGUGGAAACUGCCUCGGCGACUUCCCCAAGGAGAGAAUUUACCUACCGACAAAUCAACGAAGCUUCAAAUAUCCUAGCCCAUCAUUUGGUGGAGCGUGGAGUCCAACGAAAUGAAGUUGUCAUGUCAUAUAGUUACCGUGGUGUGGACUUGGUUGUCACUGUCAUGGGUAUCUUGAAAGCCGGUGCUAUAUUCUCAGUUAUUGAUCCUUCGUACCCUCCUGAUCGUCAAAACAUCUACCUUGAUGUUGCAAGACCAAGAGCUUUGGUUGUUAUCGACAAAGCUACCAGAGAGGCUGGAGAGUUAACGGAGAAAGUGCGCAAUUUCAUCGCCGAAAAUUUGGAUUUGAAGACCUACAUCCCAGGUCUGGAAUUGAAGGACGAUGGAACGUUGGUCGGCGGAGAUGAUCAAGGAAAAGAUGCUUUCCAAGGCCAACAAUCUUCGAAAGCUAAGAGCCCUGGUGUUGUUGUUGGACCCGAUUCUACACCAACUUUGUCAUUUACCUCCGGCUCGGAAGGUCGUCCAAAGGGUGUUCGAGGAAGACAUUACUCUCUUGCAUAUUACUUUGACUGGAUGGCUGAGAAAUUUGGCUUGUCUAAGAAUGACAAGUUCACAAUGUUGAGCGGAAUUGCUCAUGAUCCUAUUCAAAGAGAUAUCUUUACACCUCUCUUUCUUGGUGCUCAAUUAUUGGUUCCAUCAAAGGACGAUAUUCAACAUGAAAGAUUGGCUGAAUGGAUGAGAGAGCACGGUGCCACCGUUACUCAUUUGACACCCGCAAUGGGUCAAAUUUUGGUUGGUGGAGCUAGCGCCGAAUUUCCAGCUCUUCAUCACUCAUUUUUUGUCGGAGAUAUCCUGAUUAAGAGAGACUGUAAGGCACUUCAGAAAUUGGCACCAAAUGUGUUCAUUGUGAACAUGUACGGAACAACCGAAACACAGCGUGCAGUCAGUUACUACGAGAUCCCAAGCCGAGCCUCGGAUCCACAAUACUUAGAGAAUAUGGGAAAUGUAAUUCCAGCUGGAAAGGGCAUGAAGGACGUCCAAUUACUUAUCGUUGAUCGCGAAAACCGAAACCGCAUCUGUGAUAUUGGAGAGAUUGGCGAGAUCUACGUUCGAGCUGCUGGACUUGCUGAAGGUUAUCUUGGAAGUGACGAACUUAACAAGGCCAAGUUUGUUGACAGUUGGUUUGUUGAUAACUCUAAGUGGGUCGAGGAAGACGCAAAGAACGCAAAAUCCUUAUCCGAAGAACCUUGGAGAGAAUUUUAUAAGGGCCCAAGAGAUCGAAUGUAUCGAUCAGGUGAUUUGGGCCGAUAUACUCCAACUGGAGACGUAGAAUGUGUUGGUCGUGCAGAUGAUCAAGUCAAGAUUCGUGGUUUCAGAAUUGAACUUGGUGAAAUCGACAAAUACCUCUCAGAUCAUGUCAUGGUUAUGGAUAAUGUCACUUUGGUCAGAAGAAAUAAGGAUGAAGAACAAACACUUGUCAGCUAUAUCGUACCUGACAUGCAAAAGUGGGCUCAAUGGUUAGAGCAAUUGGGUCUCGAGGACGAUACUUCCGGUGGAGAAGGAAUUCAAGGAAGACUUAGAAGAUUUUGGCCUCUCGGCGAAGAUAUCAAGAAGUAUCUCAAGACUAAGCUGCCAUCUUACGCCAUUCCAGAAGUCAUUAUUCCUCUGGAGAAAUUCCCUCUCAAUCCAAAUGGAAAGAAGGAUAAGCCUGCACUUCCAUUCCCAGAUGCUGCACAAUUACAAGCCGCAAGACCAGUUGGUGCAUAUUCCGAGCUUUCAGAUAGUGAGAAGGAGGUUGCAGCUAUCUGGGGAUCAUUGAUUCCUACUAUUGAUGAAAGAACAAUUAACCCUGACGAUUCAUUUUUCGAUAUUGGAGGCCACAGUAUCUUGGCGCAACAAAUGCUUUUUAAGGUUAACAAGAAAUGGACUGGUAUUAACAUUAAUAUGAGCGUCAUCUUCCGAAACCCAACGUUGAAAGGAUUCGCCACAGAGAUCGCACGUAGAUCGUCAUCUGAUGGUGAUGUGAAGGAAGAAGUAGAGGUUGCCGAGGAUUAUGAAGGAGAUGCGCAUGCCCUUGCCAAAACCCUCCCAUCAACAUUCCCCUCAGCCGAUGAGAAGAUCACUUCAACCACACCUCUUACCGUCUUCCUUACAGGCGCUACUGGUUUCCUCGGCUCCUAUCUUAUGCGCGAUCUUCUCUCCCGCUCUCAGCCUAUCAAAGUUAUUGCUCAUGUGCGAGCACUCGAUUCCAAGGCAGCUCUGGAUCGUGUUAUUCAAACUUGCCAAGCAUACGGAGUCUGGGAUCCCUCUUGGGCAUCACGUAUCUCGUGCGUCGUCGGUAACCUUGGGGAACCGCAACUAGGCCUCUCUCCGGAAGACUGGAAGACUGUCUCUGAGACUGCAAAUGUUAUCAUUCAUAAUGGAGCCCAAGUUCAUUGGGUCUACCCGUAUCAAAAUCUCAAGCCUGCAAAUGUAAAGGGAACUCUCGACAUUCUUUCCCUUUGCGCAACUGGUGUUCCCAAACGUCUCUCCUUUGUCUCAUCUACCUCCGUCCUUGACACAGACCACUUCGUUCAACAAUCAAGAUCUGGUAUCGCUGUAUCCGAAGAAGACGAUCUCUCCGGUUCAGCAAAGGGUCUCGGAACAGGUUAUGGUCAAUCAAAAUGGGUAGCCGAGUAUCUCGUCCGUACAGCUGGCUCCCGCGGUCUCCGUGGCACAGUUGUUCGACCGGGUUAUAUUACCGGUGAUAAGACCUCUGGCGUAACCAACACAGAUGAUUUCCUAAUCCGUAUGGCGAAAGGUUGUAUUCAGCUCUCCUGCCGUCCACGUAUCUCCAACACAGUCAAUCAAGUCCCCGUCAACCACGUCGCGCGCGUUGUUAUAGCCUGCGCUCUUCACCCUGCCAAAACACCACUUGGUGUCGCCCAAGUCACAAGUCAUCCUAGACUAACGUUCUCUCAAUACUUAUCUACACUCGAAACAUAUGGUUACAAUGCCCCUGAAGUCGAAUAUGCAGUCUGGAGUCAAAAACUUGUGGAAUACGCCGCAAAUGCCAAUCCGGAGAAGGAACAACAUGCACUUAUGCCUCUUUACCAUUUCGCUACAUCAGAUCUCCCAGCCGACACCAUUGCUCCAGAGAUGGACGAUGUCAAUGCUGCUGCCUCCCUUAAAGCGGAUGCAGAAUUCACGGGUGAGGAUUUAAGCGCAGGUGGAUAUUUGGAUGAGAACAUCAUGGGAAAUUAUCUUGCUUAUUUGGCAGGUAUUGGGUUUUUGAGCUUGCCGGAGGAGGGGAAGGGAAAGAAGUUACCUGAGGUGAAAAUUAGUCCUGAGCAAAAGAUUGCAUUGUUGAGAGUUGGAGGAAGAGGUGCGUUGGUUUGAGCGGAGAUUUGAGUUUCUAUCUGCAUUUGUGUGGCCAAGAAGUUACAGUUUCAUAGGGAGCGAGCAUAAACCAUAAAAACAAAUCGAAGAGCUAUUUCUUCAAGUAUUCAGGAUGUGUCCUCUCCUUUAUAUUGUGUGCAUUAAAUUUUUGAUGCUGAAAAAUACCCAUAAACUGAAAAUUGGCAUCCCAGAGCA